AUGGAAGUUAACACAGCCCACAAAAUGUUUAUGGAUGCGUCGAUGAGGUCAUGCAAACCAGAAAAUGAUGACGCCAGUAGGAAUGAGCAAACACUUACCUUUUUACCAGGCCUUAAUCCCCUAAACAAGAUUACUCUGGAACAGUAGCUUCAGAUGCCUCAUAUUGACCAAAUGCUUGGCAGGCUACACAGAUCAAUACUCUACUUGGCAUUUUACCUCACAGACGCGUUCCUACGAAUCCCCAACCCUUAUGUCGGGCUCAAAACGACGUUCCAAACCCCCAUUCGCCAACGCGAGCACACCUGCAUGCCGUUUAUACUUGUAAGUGCCUCAACGGAACUGAAGGGGCAAGUUAAUCAGGCUUUCUAUGAGCUUAUCAUGGGACACUGGCUGAGCGGCUACAUGGUAGACGUCUUCGUAUUCAGCCGAGACGUUCACGCCAGUCUACAGCACCUGCAGCGCGCGCAUCAGCUGUUGCGGGAGAAGCAGUGGUAAUUAAAAGCACUCAAGUGUUCUCACUACACUCUAAAUUAUAAUUCUACCGAUCGUUUUUAUUACGGCUUUACUGGAUCCAAGCAACGGUAUUCCGUGGAGGAAAAGAAUUUAUGUGAUGUGGCGGGGUGUGGAAAUCUGUCGAUCAUUUUAACAAGGACAUCAUUUUACUGCACAGACCGACCAGCAGUCUUCAAUAUACCUUACGAAGAGCCUUUAGGUAAGAGUACAACUGCUCUUAACCGUGACGAUUCACAGUUUCUGUAA
Molecule: messenger RNA, 759 nt
Organism: Cyclospora cayetanensis
Lineage: Eukaryota; Apicomplexa; Conoidasida; Eucoccidiorida; Eimeriidae
Exons: 3
Source: RefSeq, a predicted model, not a curated record